AUGUAUACUCUGUCAUCUAAUGAAUUUAUUAAAAAUCCUGACAUCUAUCUGUUACCUGGUAUAACUCCUGAAACAAUUGAAACUUGUUCUCAUCUUCUUCAACAGAAUCACGAGAAUUAUCAUAUCUUCUUCAAUAUUCAAAAUGGUUUUCACAAUCAUACCACACAUAAUCUUUUAGCUGCAUUAGGUCUUGGUGCUUCAUCUCAUACAUUGGAACAUAUCUAUGAAAAACAGAAGAAAAUUCAACAGCCUAUAGUUCCACUUCAUAAAAAGCAAGAUUUCGACGUAAACAAAUGUUUAGGUGAUGAUAAUUACUAUCAUGAUUAUUUAGAAUUCUUUACAAAAGAAUUGAACAAUGAAAAAUAUCAAGGAAAAAUUGAAGAUUUAAUUGAAGAUUAUUUAUUCAAUAAAGAUUAUCUUGUUCUCAUAUUAGGUGGUGCUUAUCAUGCAUUUAUUCAUCUUGGAUAUGCCUUAGAAUUUCAAUCGAAAGUAAUGGCCAUUGAAGGUUUAGCAAUGGCAGCAAUUGAUCGAGUUAGUGUUAAAGAUCUUUUAGAACAUUUGAAUUAUAAUCAGACUAGAGAUGGUGAUAAAACAGCCUUAGACAUUAUUGAAUUGAUUGUCAACGAUCAACGUUUUGACGAUAAAGUUCUUUAUACAGAUGAAAGACCGAAGACAAAUAAAUUAUUGGAAAGAGGUGGUGGUCCAUUAAUUGCAGAAUAUGCUCAAAUGUGGAAACCUGAUUUAGAUGAUGCUAGACGAGCUAGUAUCUUAGUGAAUGCAGCUGUUAUACGACCAAAAAAAUCUCCUCGUCUCGACUUCUACCUAAUGCAUGCAACAACAAGUAGUCUAUUCUUAAACAUAUUGGUUCAUUCAUUAAAAAAUAAAGAAAAUCAAUUAAAAUUGAUGAGAGCCAAAUUUGCAGUUGAUCUUCUUUACUAUGUUGCACGUGGACGACCUAAAUUAAAUUUAAAUUAUUUAUGCAAUGAAUAUCAAGUAUCAAAAGAACAUUCAUAUUCAGAUGCACAAAAUCCAUGGUUACCUCUCAUUGAUAAAUGUUUGACACAUCCAGAUGAACAUGUACUAAAGACAAUACGAGCAUUGAUCUAUGCAGAAAAAUUUGAUAGUGCACAAGAUAAAGAUAAAUUGCCUUAUUUGAAAAUUGCACAAAUGAUAAUGGAUGCUUUAUUUCCUGCUGAUAAGAAAAAUUGGGCUCAUGAAGAUAUUAGUUCGGAUGAAUAUUGGAAGACGGUGGAAGAUUUGUAA
Molecule: messenger RNA, 1263 nt
Organism: Rotaria sordida
Lineage: Eukaryota; Metazoa; Rotifera; Eurotatoria; Philodinida; Philodinidae
Source: the annotation of a GenBank genome assembly